AUGAAAGGAUAUAAUUAAUCGAAAUGCAAAAUCAAUACAUAAAAUUAGAUAUUCAGAUCUAUUAAAAUACACUCAACUACAGAAACUCUAGUUUAAAUUAAAAAAAAUAAAACAGACUCUCAAUUAUUAAAUUCACAAAAAUUAAUAUCAAAAACAAAAAAUCAUAUUCAAUAGAAGCAAGUUUCUAAUCUAGACCUUGCUUUUAUGACUGUAACAAAAUCAGACUCACGAUAUCAUUUUAGCAAAUUUCUCAAUUUGGAAAAAAAAAAACUGAUGUUUAAAGAAAGUCUUGGUUUACUAAAUAAAAUAAAUAACUAGAAUAAUAAUAAAAAUUUUUAGAAAUUAUAAAUUCAGCAAAAAAAUAAUCAAAUUAAAAUUAUAAUCAAUCUAUAAGUUAAUAAUAAAGUUAAAUUUAUAAUAAAAUUUAAUAAAUUAAUAGUGACAAGUAUUUUGUAGUUGAGACACCUGUGAAACCUAUUUAAAUUAAAAAUAAAAAUAUCAGUAAAUGCAAUCAUAUUUAUUUAGAAAAGAGCUUUUAGGUAUAAAUUCGAGUAUGAGUAAUAUUAAGAAAAAAGCUAAAACCAAAAAGAUGAAUUUAGAAUGUACUAUAACAUUUAAAAUAAAUAGAAUUUAUUGAGAAAAAUAAUGAAUUAAGAAGACAUUGUUAAACUUAAUAAGAGUAAUAAUAUAAUAUUUUUGAAUAAUUACAAAUUUAAAAUAUUCAUCAUAUCAAUUUAUAUUCAUCUGUCAAAAGAGGUAUAAAAAAUAAUGUUUUGCAUAAUCAAUAUAAAAACGAUAUUAAAGAUUUCAUUGAAAUAGAUGAAGAAUUGACAUCUUAAGAUUAUGAUACUAUUAAAGAAUUGUAAUAAAAGUCAAUUUUUCAAAAUCAUUUUUCUAAUAUACAUUCUAAUAAAAUUAAAGAAUUAAAUAAAUAGAUUGAUGAAAAUAAAAUUACAGUUAGUGAGUAAAAUGAAAAUAAAUAAAUCUUGAUAAUUUAAAAUAGAAAUAAUAAAAUUAAACGAGUAUUAUUAUAAAUAACUAUAUUUCUACAGAUUGAACAUAAUUUAUGAUAUGAAGAUAUUAUUAGUCAAUAGUUUUUUAAACAAAACCUUAUUAAAGCCAUAAAUCUUAAUAAUGUUUUCAAAAAGUAAAAAUAAGUGAUAUUGAAAUUGCAAAUUAAUUUAUAAUAUAAAAUAAAUAUCUAGUUUAUGAUUAUGAUCAUUUUCAAUUAUCUAUGCUUCAACAUGCAGUUAUUAGAGAUUAUCCUGAUAUGGCAAUUUUAAUUUUAAAAAAUUAUGCUGAGGUUAAUAGUAAAGACAUUGUAUUAUUUCUAUCUUUAUAUUUUAGUAAGUAGUACUCCAUUAUUUUAUUCUAUUAGAGGAAAAUGCAAUUAAUGCAUUUGUAUUUUAUUAUAAUUCAAAGCUCUCCAUGGGGUAAUUCAAAAAAUAAUUAUGAUAAAUAUUUAGAAUUUUUAGAUCCAAAUGUAAGAGAUCUAUACAAGAGAGCAAAGACAGUAAAAAUGUGAAUAUUUUGUUAGAUUCAUCUUCGUAUGCAAAUACUUAAGGCAUCUCAUAGAGAACAGUAUUGGUCAUUAUAAAAAUUAAUUUUUAUAUAUAAAUGA
Molecule: messenger RNA, 1621 nt
Organism: Paramecium primaurelia
Lineage: Eukaryota; Ciliophora; Oligohymenophorea; Peniculida; Parameciidae
Source: the annotation of a GenBank genome assembly